AUGCUUUGUGUUCUUUUUCUCGCUGUGCUGGAAGCUACAUGGGUUUUGGUCUUCUAUUAUUAUAUAACGAUGGAGCCUGGAAAUUUUGACCCAAGAUACUCGGGAGAAUUGUUGAAGCAUAUGGAUAAGCAGAAUGAGGUCCUUAUGGAAACAUACAGAUCAAUGUUGCAUGAAUUGCAAAAACUUCAGGUGGAAGAAGAGAUGAUUAUGCGCAAGCUUUACGAAGUAAUGUCCGUCCACGGUCUCACUAAACAGAAUGAAGACAACUCCAACGCUUCCAAUAAUAGUGCUGGAGCUGAACAAAUCAAUAAUGAAGUCAAUACAACACAUGAGGAUCAGUAA
Vicia faba (fava bean) is the source of this 342-nucleotide messenger RNA. NCBI's taxonomy places the organism in Eukaryota, Viridiplantae, Streptophyta, Magnoliopsida, Fabales, Fabaceae. The record is from the annotation of a GenBank genome assembly.